UUUAGUCUUUGUUUUCAUUAAUUAUGUUGUGUUUCCAAGAAGCUGUGCAUGUACAGUCUUCUUCUCUAUAUUAUGCACGAAAAUCCCUCAAUAAAAUCAUCAAACUCUUUUCUAAAAACCCUAAGAAUUCUCUCUGAAUCUUGUUUGAUCAAAUUUUGUUUAGUGUAUUCGGAUUUCUCCUUACAUUACAAGCAAAUCUAAUAGUCUGAGAGCCAUUUCCGCAUCUCUUAGAAGUAUCAACUCAAUCCACUGCUUAUUUCACCAUCACAAUCAUUGGAGAACAUUCAGGGACGUGAUCAUCUCACCUAGAAUCACUUCAAGUGGUAUCAGAGCAGAUCUCCAUCAUCAGGAACCAUGGGAGAAGAAAGAAAUCAGAACAAUGGAAUCGAUCAACUGUUACUUGAAGCUAUGACUGCCAGAAUGGAGAAAAUGAUGGACUCCAGAAUUGAUUCAUUUCGCCAGGAGUUACAUCAAGCCAGGAAUCACAGGCAGAGAAGAACAAGAAAAGAAGAAACUUGUUUCAGGCAGAACAGCUAUGUUAUUAAAAAUGAAAGUCCACAAUAGAGAAGGUAUGAACGAGACAAGUGGAGUACUGAACGAAACAAGCAGCCUGAGGCAAAGCCAUCCUCUUCAAACUCAGUUCAGAAACAACAGGACAGCAUGAGAUCACGUACAUCCAGUGAUAUCGGUUCAUCAAGCAACACAUCAUCCUGUUUCAGUGAGGAUAACAUAAGGAAAGAAAUUUUUCAAGAAUUUAAGGAUGUAGAGGAGCAACUCAGAAAGACCAGAGCAACAUGUCCAUCCUUAGAAGAACAGAACCAAGAACCGGAAUCAGCAUCACAAAUUCAAGAAGAUCAAACCGAGAUUCCAACAAUCACCAGCCAAAAAGAUGAUCAACCAAUGAUGGACGACCUGGUUCUUGUUAGACAGGAUAUGAUAGAAAAGGAGGCACCAAAGGAACUCCAAACAGAUACUGGAAUGGAGCAUCUAUUUGUCUUUGAUCCAUAUGGUUUCCAAAAGACCUUUUUUGGUACUUUUCUAAUCAGUCCUUUUGUUUGGAACAAGACCAGAGCAAUGGAGAUUGCAAGACACGAAUUGGGCUUGGAACAUGUUGUAUUUGAGGCUGGAGGAGAGUUGUGGAGUCACAGGAACAAGAUCAAAAUGAUUGAGAAGGAAUCAGCUGCAGCAACUUUUGAUUGUUUAUUUCUCGCCCUCUGAAGAUAAGAUUUUGCACGUCUCAGCUCAGCAAGAGUUUCACUAUGAAACCAAUUGGAAAAUCUUACCAACUCUGUCAUGGAUCCAACAAACCAGACAACGCAGAAAAUGGCCUCCUGAUCAUCAAGUUAUUGCUAAUUUCGCAAAACAUGUCGGUUUGGAUCAUUUCCAAGAAAAGUGUAUAUCUGAUUGGAUUGGAAGGAUACAGACCUACUUGUGGAGACCUGGAGCAUAUUUCAGCAUAAUUAUCAGCCUUGGUGAACACUCUGCUCGUGACAGAAUCAUCUUGGGUCAUAAGGAGUUGGAAGAUAGUCCUCUCGACCAAAUCAAGCUAUGGAAGCCACCAGAUUUGCAACAGUUUCAGUACCAUUGCAGAGAUUAUCAAACAAGGAGUGGGGAUGGAGAAUUCACUAGAGGAAAUGGUGAAGUGAUUACUGGAGCAGGAGAAGAACUCAUGUUUUCUUCUCAAAUCAAGGAGAAACCACCCUAUAAACUCAGUCUACAACAAACUCCAAAACAACCAACCAGGGGUAAUUAUCUAGACUCAAAGAAACGCAUGAAACCUGAUUUGCUAGCUGUUGUCACAGGACAGACUGUUUUGAGGUCUACACUUUUUGAAAAGAAGGAAUCAAGCUAUGAGCAAACUUGUCCCACAUUCUUAGUCCUUCCUACAUCCACAAGGAAUCAAUUUGAGGCUAAAACCAAUUCAAGGUUGCAAAUUACUGAUUCUACAACUCAGGUAAACCUACACUUGCUUUAUUCUGAACGGUUUGAGUUUAAAACACCUCAAUCCUAUAUAUGGCGACCAGGUGAGAAUGCUAAGGUAAGUAAUCAUGUUUUCAAGAAUUCUUUAAUCAUUGAAUACACAGAUAUAAUGCACUUGUUUUUGUUAAAAGAACAAAGUAUAGAUUUCAGGAAAGCCUUGAAGCAUAAAAGAAGAAGUUGCAAGCAAGAGGAGGACAAGUGGUUCAAACCACCUGAUUUGAACCAGGAUAAGCACCAAUACGUCACUUGCUUCAUCCUCAUCAAAGAAGCACCUCCAGAUGCAACAAACAGGCCAAAACCAAUCAAAAACAGAUUUGGACAAUUUCUAUUACUCUAUGAUGAUUGUUCAUGUGCUAACAUGUUAUAUGUUGAUGUGCAUGCACCAGAAAUGAGGAAUUCAUCAGGAGAAAGGAUAACCAAAUGGAUCAGCAACCAUGCCUUUCAACAAGGCCUCCAAGGUAAGUAUAAUGUGAGUUCAAGCUUCAAUGAUACUGAUUUAGUUCCUUAUUGUGCAGAAGAAACGGAUUUGAGGUCAAAUCCUUCUCAAGUGGGAGAGGAUGAUGUGAUCUUGGCCAGCAAUGGAACUGAAGAGAUGGAUCAGCUUGAACCAGAGCUUAAGGAAGUUGAAGAAAGAACCAAGGAACUGCUUGAAGCUGAGGGAACAAAUGAUAAGGACCUAGAAGUGCCAAUUGGUCCAAUGACUAGGUCAAAACAAGCAAGAUUUCGACAAGCUCUUCAUCAACUCUCACACACUAUCCAGGGCAAUCUAGAGUGUGCUAAUCCAACCACACUGGUUGUGAUUCAAGCUUCUUAGAUCUUUCAUCAAGAGAGGUGUUGUGACUUGCACACUUUUCCUUGGUUUGGUUUUGUCUCAUUGGGUUUUCCAAACAAGGUUUUUAAUGAGGCUUGGACACAACACUUAUACAAAAGCCUCUUGAUGAAUCCAUGCCCAUUUCUCUUCUAAUUUUCGUCCAGAAAUAUCCUAGGAACCUUUUCUCUUUUAAAUUUGAACUUUAGUCUUUGUUUUCAUUAAUUAUGUUGUGUUUCCAAGAAGUUGUGCAUGUACAGUCUUCUUCUCUAUAUUAUGCACGAAAAUCCCACAAUAAAAUCAUCAAACUCUUUUCUAAAAACCCUAAGAAUUCUCUCUGGAUCUUGUUUGAUCAAAGCUUGUUUAGUGUAUUCGAAUUUCUCCUUACAUUACAAGCAAAUCUGAAAGUCUGAGAGCCAUUUCCGCAUCUCUUA
This is a messenger RNA of Brassica napus (rape), 3222 nucleotides long. RefSeq lists its product as uncharacterized. NCBI's taxonomy places the organism in Eukaryota, Viridiplantae, Streptophyta, Magnoliopsida, Brassicales, Brassicaceae. The transcript is spliced from 2 exons. Bases 1670 to 2794 code for a protein of 374 amino acids. The record is from RefSeq and is a predicted model, not a curated record.